Messenger RNA from Symsagittifera roscoffensis, 3453 nucleotides. RefSeq names its product TATA-box-binding protein-like. Gene Ontology annotation, molecular function: general transcription initiation factor activity; DNA binding. The coding region runs from base 51 to 1790 and encodes 579 amino acids. NCBI's taxonomy places the organism in Eukaryota, Metazoa, Xenacoelomorpha, Acoela, Convolutidae. The transcript is spliced from 5 exons. Gene Ontology annotation, biological process: DNA-templated transcription initiation. The record is from RefSeq and is a predicted model, not a curated record.
UGUCUGCUAUAACUGCGGAUGGCGCAAAUGCACCCUCCCACCUCCCUCAGAUGCAGGCAGUGGCAACCCAGUCCAACGGACCCCACCAGGUGAAAUAUGUGCUCACGCGAGGUCCCAACAACGCCAUCAGAGCCUCCCCUGCAAUGCCGAACACCCCCAUCAUCACGAUCAGACAGGAGGGCGGGACACUCAGGGCGACGACAUCGGCCCAAGGUCAAGUGCAGUUUGUUCACAAUGGCCAGCAGUAUGUGAGUUCCAGCCAUCAUGUAGGUGGUAACCCAAUGCAAUCUCACUUGGCUAGAAGAGACGUAGCAGUGGGCCACUUGAACAGCGUAAAUGUACCGAGCACUGUCAAUGUAACUGGAGGCAAUACAGGAGUUCCAUUGCUGCUGCGGAAGGUUGACCCCAUAUCACAACAGUUACAGAACUUGGCCUGUAGUCGAAGUGGGAGUGCUGGUUUAGUUGGCACAACCCUGUCCAAUAUUGCAAGUGUUUCCCAAUCUCCACAGCAGAUAUACAGUCAAGGCAGCUCAGUCAAAACUAGCAUGGUAUCUCGACCAGUCGCCAUAUCAACGAUGCCUUCGCAGCAGACAUUCGCAGCUAACCAUCACCAACAACAGCUGUUGAGUAAUCUCAAAGGCCAACAGCUGCAGGCGAUGAGAAACCAUCAGAUACAAAAUAAUAGUAGGCUGAACCAGCAGGAACAGCUGGCAUUGCUUCAAAACUUGAACAAACCAGUGGCAAUGGCACCCGCAAAUAUCAGACCCAAAAACAAAGUCAUGAUGCUUCCUCCUUACCUACUUCAAAACACUUCCCUCCCAAAGCAAUCAAUACCAAACAUCGACCGAGAGAAGAUGCUGGAGUCGAUCAGCAUCAACAACAACAACCAAAUAGGGUACAAAACUACUAACAAACUCAACAGUCCAGCUGCAUCAAACCUCCCGGCUACUAGCAUGAGCUCCUUCUCGCAAUCGGUCAAUGGCCUUUCAACAAGAGAGUUUUCAGAGUCAACGGGAGACGACAACAAUACGCCUGACACUGAGUCCAGUGUGACCGAGGAUUCCGAGACACCAGGCGUGUUCAAUGCCUAUAUCUCACUCAGAAAUGUUGUGGCAUCCUUCCAAGUCAAGUGCUACCUCACACUGAGGAAAAUUGCCCUAAGCACUCUAAACGUGGAAUAUAAACGGGAGUGUGGGAGAAUUAUGAUGAAGCUGAGGAAGCCAGAAGUAACUGCCAAUAUCUGGUCUUCAGGCAAAAUUACUUGCACUGGUGCUAAAUCUGCCUCAGAAGCCAAAGUUGCCUGUCGAAGAAUAGCCAGAAUUCUGCAGAAAAUAGGGUUCAACGUGAAGUUCUCCAAGUUCAAAGUGAACAACGUAUUGGCGACAACAUCGCUGCCUUUCGGGGUGCUGCUUUCAAAACUAGCACAGACGGAGAAAAUAGUUCAGUACGAGCCAGAGUUGCAUCCGGCUGCCGUAGUCCGUUUCAAGGACAUACCUGGAAAGCCCAUCGCCAAGGUCUUCUCAACCGGCAGUGUAACACUGACUGCAAAUAAUGUGCAAGCAGUGCAAGAUGCAGUGGUCGCUCUUUACUCGGUCGUUGAACCUUACAAAACGGCUAAAAGCGCACCGGCCUCUGAACUGACGGCAGCAGCGGGUGCAAAGCGAAGACAAAACGGAGUAGCGGGAGGCGCUGCGAGGAAACAGAUGAAACGGGGCUAUCCAGACAAUGAGUUCGGAUUUGACGAGAGUGAUUCGUCCGAUGAAAGUCAGUGCUCGGAAGACGAGUAUUAGCCCGAAAACACUUGGGCCAUUCGUUCGGUUUUCGGCUUAUUUACAGUAGUUGGUGCAUUAUAUUUCAGAGAGAUUUACAAGUGUCAAUUAUGAAUAAAUGUACCAAGUAUUGUAGAGUACGGCUGGCAAUGGUUCCGAACUCAGCUAUCAUAAGAUGUCUGAAUGCUUGUGAUAUGUGUCAUUUUCAACUCUGUUUCAAAUCAGUAGUGCUGUGUGACUUUUCUAAUUAACACAAAGUGCCAGGAUCUUUUUCUGCAUAAUUUACUUUUUCAUUCGUUUCGUAUUUUGAGGGUUCUUUAAUCUAAACAUGUACAAUUGACCAUAUUUAAUCACGUGUUUCAAAUAAGGUAAAGUGUUAAGUUUGUCACUAUCCAACUUAUACUAGAAGUUAAAAUUGUACAACAGCAAGCUGCUUUUACUCCCUUGGAACCAAAAAUGGAUUUGAACAUGAUCAAAACGGUAACUUCCCAAAUGACAUAAUUCCCAAAUGGCAUAAAAAAGAAACUUCCCAAAAUGGCGUAAAUUUCAAGUUUUUAUUGUAAUUCAAACGUUUUCUUUAAAUUUCUCAUUCUAACAUUUUGCCAGGAACGAAAGCGUGAAGAAGAUUUGAAAUCAGUUGCUUCCAAGCAAAUGCUAAGCGACAAUUUUUUCGGAAAAAUUGGCCACGAGAAACAUAUGAAUAUCCGCAAGCUUAUGCUUUUUGCUUUUGAUAAAAAUGUCGACAAUUUUAUCCAGAUAAAGUUUCAAUCAACUAUUGAAUUGAAUGUUUGACUAAUUUUCUCACAUGGUUCACGAAAAAGUUUUCCAAUUUUUUUUAAUGCAACUGUUGCAUGAAAUUUAUGCCAUUUGGGAAGUUUUUCAUUUUUAUGCCAUUUGGGAAUUAUGCCAUUUGAGACGUAAUCGAUCAAACCAUGGGCAAAUAAACUAAGCCUGGAGUGUGAAACAGGUUAUAGGGUCUAUUUAAACAGUUUGAAGAGUUGUAAUCAUCUUCUGGUACAAUAUGACAUACUCAGCCAUUUUUGAUAUUUCAAUUGAACCUUUAAGAAUUUAAAAGCCAUGAUUGGUUCUGAGGUGUGCUACGGAUUAGAAGACGUUGCCCAAUUUUCAUAAAUGAUCUAUCAAUGGUGCUAUAGAUUAGUGUUCAGGUGAUUUUUUCCACUCAGAAAUUCCAUCGCUGGUAGCUCAAUAUACAUAUUUAACAAUAAAAUUUUGGGGUAAAUCUAGUUUUUCUCUAAAAACAUCUCUUUAAAAGCUUGUCUUUAUAAGCGCUUUUACAAAUCUCCCAAUGCUGUUUACAGUUGAUUUUUUUUAACGAAUUUUUACCAAAAAAGAUAUUUAAAAGUAUUUGAACUACCAAUAGCGUGUGUGCAAACCGGACCAUCUUGUAAAAUAGUCAUAAUAGCGGUAACUAGUAAUUCAUGCGACAUUGGCCUUUAUUUAUUGAUUUGGACGACAACUUUGAGCUAACCGGUGCCGUGAUUACUUGACCUGACUAAAUCCUGCUAUAUAAUGUAAUACUUUGAAGAUAUUUUCUAAGUUUCACAUCUAAGCUGUCGUCCCACCCCAUGAUGUUUAACAUUAUUCGCCGUUAAUGUAGUAAGUUGAAUUAGAUAUAUACAUAAUUCACAGGACACUUAAGGUAAAAAAAAUACUUUGAGACCAA